Molecule: messenger RNA, 948 nt
Organism: Pteronotus mesoamericanus
Lineage: Eukaryota; Metazoa; Chordata; Mammalia; Chiroptera; Mormoopidae
Gene: LGALS12
Product: galectin 12
Exons: 9
Coding region: 4-948 (314 amino acids)
Biological process (GO): negative regulation of type II interferon production; intrinsic apoptotic signaling pathway; negative regulation of CD4-positive, alpha-beta T cell proliferation
Cellular component (GO): nucleus; cytosol
Molecular function (GO): lactose binding; galactoside binding
Source: RefSeq, a predicted model, not a curated record
CCCAUGUCACCUGGAGAGAAACUGGACCCGCUGCCUGACGCCUUCAUCCUACAGCCGCCAGUCUUCGACCCGGUGGUUCCUUACGUCACAACAAUUUUUGGUGGCUUACGCGCAGGCAAGAUGGUCAUGCUGCAAGGAGAGGUCCCUCUGGACGCGCGCAGGUUCCAGGUGGACUUCCAGUGCGGCUGCAGCCUGCAUCCUCGGCCGGACAUCGCCAUCCACUUCAACCCUCGCUUCCACACCACCCAGCCCCACGUCAUCUGCAACACCCUGCACGACGGGCGCUGGCUGGCCGAGGCCCGAUGGCCCCGCCUGGCCCUGCAGAGAGGAGGCAGCUUCCUCAUCCUCUUCCUCUUCGGACACGAGGAAAUGAAGGUGAGCGUGAACGGACAGCACUUUCUCCACUUCCGCUACCGGCUCCCGCUGUCCCGUGUGGACACGCUGGGCAUAUUCGGGGACAUCUUGGUGAAGGCUGUUGGAUUCCUGAACGUCAAUCCAUUUGCAGAAGGCAGCAGCGAGUAUCCAGUUGGACAUCCGUUCCUGCUGGGGAGUCCCAGGCUGGAGGUGCCCUGCUCACGCCCCCUUCCCCGGGGUCUUUGGCCCGGACAGGUCAUCGUGCUGCGGGGGCUGGUCUUGCCAGAGCCAAAGGAUUUCACUCUGCGGCUGCUGGACAAGGCCAUUCGGGCUGCUGUGACACUCAAGGCUUCCUUUGCGGACAGAACGCUGGCUUGGGUCUCCCCCUGGGGACGGAAGAGUCUGAUCUCGGCCCCCUUCCUGUUCUACCCCCAGCGAUUCUUUGAGGUGCUGCUCCUGGGCCAGAAAGGAGGACUGCAGCUGGCGCUCAACGGGCAGGCGCUGGGGGCCACCAGCCUGGGCCGGCAGGCCCUGGAGCAGCUGCGGGAACUGCAGGUCAGCGGCAGCAUCCAGCUGUACUGUGUGCACUGCUGA